GUGGGUCGUCCACUAUACGACGUCCACUAUACUAGUACGUGCUCUAUAUGGUUGUGGGUCGUCCACUACACGACACAGUAUCGGUCGUCUUCUCUGUCACCCGACCUACUCAUGUAAGACCUACUGCUGACUUACCCGAUCUACCUUAUGAUUGCAUCACUGGGUCGGUCGUCUACCCUGUUACCCAACCUACUCUUUUGCCCGAGCGUUCAGUGGACGCGCGUCGCAGUACAUAUAAUGGCUUUGUGGUUGUGGAUGAACUCCACCGCUGCAAGGGGCAAUAAGUAAUAAGAGAGCUGUGAUUUCGUGUCGUGAUUGGCAUGCUCUGAUGGCCUAUACAAAGCUGCGGGAGAGCACAUGUGCCUUCAAAAUAUUAUACCCAUGUGUUUUCAAAGUGCCGCAACUCCUUUGACAAUUGUGGUUUAUGUCACCGAUGGCACCGGCAAGAACGUGCGAUUUUACAGGAAUGACACAGCUUAAAGCUUUUGCAGUAGCACAUCUGAAAGUUCGCAACUCCAUGUAAACGUGUAUUUUUUAAAAUUUACCCAGAAACCAUGUUUUUUGAUACACGCUAGAUAGCAGUAUUAUCAUGAUAUGACUCCAAAUGCUAUGGGUUAGACGUAGAUAUGCGACGUGAUGUUAACACUUCCUGGGAAAUGUUCGUAGACCGGUGAAUAAUUAUGGCCUCGGACGUUUUCCGGUGGCUUUUUGACACUGGCUAUAUUUGUGAAAUUUUCUUUCAGGUCAGAAAGCCCAAACCAAAGGGGAAAAAGAAACGCACCAUUCCACUGGCACCAGAGACGCCAGAGUGGAUAGACUUUUCCUUGAAACCCGUCAAGCACGUGCCCAAACGUGUCGACACGGACGAAAUGGAGACUGUCGAGCUAAAACCCGUGAGCGAAAGCGAUGAUGAUGAAUUGGUCCGUGGAAAGAAGCCCGACCAAACACUCACACCGAAAUUCCCUGAGGAGCAUGGGCCUGUCGAGGGCGGUCCAGUUCCACUUGAAACAGCUGUACCCAUCGGAAAUAGAAAGAAGAAGAGGCCAACGAAAAAGGGAGAGCCCGGCAGGCCACCAACAGCAGAGGGAGUAGACGUCGCAUCACCAGAUGAGCAGAGUGAGGCUGAGCCCGAAGAAGUGAAACUCCCCAUACCAGAAGAGAAACCAAAGAAACCUAAGCACGGUGGCCCCGAAUGGCAAAAUGUGCAGCUCAGAACUGUGGAACAGCAGGACGAGGAAGACGCCCUAAAGUCUCUUAUUUUCAGCCGGCCUGAUCGCAUCGAGCCCACUGAACUUCCAGAUUUCCAAUUAAAGAAGAAGCCGGAAGACACGAGGGAAGAGCCCGAGGAAGAUACCCCCGAAGUCCCUACCGGAAAGAAAACGAAACCCAAAAAACAUAAAAAGCCGAAGAAACAUCCUGGCGGAAGCGACGAUUUGGAGGUCGUGCCAGCUGUUGAGCAUGCGGAUGAAGGUGUUGACCAGGACGAGCCCAGCAGCCCACACGGCCCAGAGAGUCCCACCGGGGCUGUUCUUCAAGAUGAAACAGUGGAAGUGCUCUCGGAGGAACACGUCGCAGACGAGAGGACAGUGGGGCAGCAGAUACAGAAGCGUCCAGACAAGCAGAGGCGUGUGUUUCCGACAGAAGGGCAGCCAGAAUGGAUAGACUUCCGCUUGAAGCCAGUCAAAAAAGUAGCAAAAAUAAUUGAAAGCGACGCAAUGGAAACGGUAGAUCUGAAACCUUUGCCAGAGUUGCAUCAAGACAUUCCGGAAAAGCUGGAAGAAGAUAGCCUGCUGCAACCUAAACCCUUUGAAACUGAAGAGCUUGCAAGUGAUAUAGAACCCAUCGUUGAAAAGCCUGAGGAAUUUGAUGAUGACAAAGUCGUUGCAUGGAGAAAGAAACGAGGAAAAAAACCGAAGAGACCAAAACGUAGUCCGGAUAUCCCAGAAGAUGGGCAGCCCUUUACGCCAGAAUCCACAAAAUUGGAAUCAGUUCCCUCCAAGGAGGAAUCGGAUAGCCUUAAAAGAAAGCCGAAGCGUCUGGUUCCCGUCGAUCACGGGGCUCCAGAAUGGCAGACGAUCCAGCUCAGACCAGCCCAGCGCGUCAAAAAGGCCACGGAAGAUGACCUGGAGACUGUCAUCCUGAAACCUAUUCCGAAACAUGAAGAAACUUCUGAGAUUACUGUCACAACAACUACAAAAGACCUUCAGUUUACUGCCGACGACAUCACAGAGGAGAUUUCUGAAGUUGAUCACGACGUCACGACCAUAACCACAAAGAAAAAGAAAAGGACACCCAAAAAGAAACCAUAUGAGGAAGAAGUACAAGAAGUUGACGUGGAUAUGCCUGACGAAGAAGAUGUCUUCCCUGAUGAACAGCAACCAGAGGAAUGGAGGCGUAAGAAAGACAAAAGGAAACCUAAGCGACCAAGGCCAGAGGAGACGCCAAUGGAGCCCACGGAAGAAACGACGGACAUCACAGAGACCGUGCAGGUCACGUCUGACCAAGAGGAAAUAACGGAAGAAACAACAAUAACAACUAAGUCAAGGAAGAAAAAGCUCAAAGAUAAACCACUUGAGGAGGAGAUCCACGAGGUCGGUGUGGAGAUACCUGAGCAGAAAGAGCUUAUUCCGCAUGAGGAUAUGCCCGAAGAAUGGAGGCGCAAAAGCGAUAAGAAAAAGAAACCUGAGCGUCCAUUGGAUGACGACACUAAAGAACGACCAACAGAAGAAUUCCAAGAUGUCACAUCUACCCAUGAAGAGGUAACAGAAGAAACAGUAAUUUCCACGAAAACAGUGAAAAGAAAGCCCGAGGAUCAACCGUUUGAGGAAGAGGUGCAGGAAGUUGAUGUGGAGAUGCCUAAAGAGCAGGACCUCGUUCUUGAGGAAGAGACACCCGAAGAAUGGAGACGUACAAAAGACAAGAAAAAGAAACCUAAGCGUCCAAAGGAUGCGGAAAUCUCAAAGGGACCAGCAAAACAAAUUACCGAUGCCACCGAUACAGGAAAGGUCGUCACAUCUGAUCAAGAGGAAAUAACAGAGGAGGAAACAACUGUCAUCACGAAAUCAAUGAAAAAGAAACCAAAGGACAAACCAUUUGAGGAAGAGGUGCAAGAGGUUGACGUGGAGAUGCCUCAAGAUCAAGGGGUCGUUCCGCAAGAAGAGACGCCCGAAGAAUGGAGGCGAAAGAAGGACAAGAAAAAGAAACCUAAACGUCCGAAGGAUGGCGAGACUUCAAAACAACCAAGUGAAGGAAUCACAGAUAGCUCAGAAACAGUGAAAGAGGUCACGUCUGACCAAGAGAAAACUACGGAUGAGGGCAAAGUUAUUACGGAGAUAACUAAAAAGAAGCCCAGAGACCGACCGCUGGAGGAGGAGGUGCGGGAGGUUGACGUGGAGAUGCCUGAAGAUCAAGAGCUUGUUCCGGAGGAUGGGACGCCCAAAGAAUGGAGGCGCACAAAAGACAAGAAAAAACCAAAACGGCCAAAGGAUAAGGAAACUCCAAAAUGGCCAACAGUAGAAACAACUGAGGUCACGGAGAUUGUCGCAGAGGUUACAUCUGACCAAGAGGAAAAAGUAGAGGAAACAACUACAACCAAGUCGAUAACAAAGACACCAAAAGAUAAGCCAUUUGAGGAAGAAGUGCAAGAGGUCGAUGUGGAGAUGCCCGAGGAACAAGGGCUUAUUCCUCAAGAAGAGACGCGUGAAGAAUGGAGGCGGAAGAGUGACAAAAAGAGGAAACCAAAGCGUUCGAAGGAUGAACAGGCACCGGAGCAACCUACAAAGGAAAUAAUAAGUACAGCGGAAACUGUGAAAGAGGUCACAUCUGACCAGGAGGAGAUAACCGAUGAAACAACCAUUGUCACAAAAACAAUGAAAAUGAUGCCAAAAGACAGACCAUUCGAUGAAGAGGUGCAGGAAGCUGAUGUGCAAAUGCCCGCUGAGCAAGAGAUUAUCCCAGAGGAACUAACGCCCGAAGAAUGGAGGCGCAACAAGAAAGACAAAAGGAAGAAACCUAAGCGUCCAGGGGAUGAGGAGACUCCAAAGCAACCAACAGAAGAAACUAUUCGUGAUACAGAAAUAAUGAAAGAGAUCGUUUCAGACGAAGAGAAAAUAACAGAAGAAACGAUUAUCAAAACAAAAACAAUUGAAACUAAACCAAAAGAAAAGCCAUUUGAGGAGGAGGUACAAGAGGUUGAUAUGGAGAUGCCUGAGGACGAGGAGAUCAUUACUCAAGAAGAGACGCCCAAAGAUUGGAGGCGAAAGAAAGACAAGAAGAAAUCCAAACGUCCAAAAGAUGACGGGACCUCCAAACAACCACUUCAGAAAACCACAGAUGUCACCGAAACGACGAAAAAGGUUACGUCUGACGAAGAGCAAGUUACGGAAGAAGUCACAACAACCACAAAAAUAACAGAAAAGACACAGGAAGAAAAACCGUUUGAGGAGGAAGUGCAAGAGGUUGACGUCGAAGUGCUCAAAGAGCAAGAGCUUCUUCCUGAUGAAGAGACUCCCGAAGAGUGGAAGCGCACAAGAGGCAAGAAAAAGAAACCUAAGCGCUCUAAGGAUGAUAAAACGCCGGACGAGGGCGUCGAGCCAUUGGUCCUAACUCAGCCGGAUCAGGCGACGGCGGUGCAGGUCGAGCGGACGGAGCCGGAGGUGGUUCUAGAGCAGCCUGAGGUGCUGCUCAAGCCAGCCGCACCUGAGGAAGUCGACCUUCCCGACACUGCCGAAGACGUGGUGCCUCUGGAUAAGCCCACGACAGAAGACACAGCUGAAGAGCUGGCGGAGGACGUCAGGAGCCCAGAGGACACGGCUGUGGUCCAGGAGGUUCUCGCAAAAGAGGCGGAGACUGAAGAGAGCGAGGUCAUUGUCGAAACAAAAGUUGUCAAAAAGAAAAAGAGACCGAAAAAGCCCGAAGACACAGAAUCACAAAAAUUGGAUGAGGCUCCUCAGGUGCCUGAGGAAAGGCAGAAAGCACCCGAGGAAGCGCCUGCCAAAGUGCUAGAGGCUCCCGAGGAAGCCCCUGAACCUACAGAAGAAAAGCCGUUCGAGGAAGAGGUUCAGAAAACUGACAUUGGUGUUCCUGAGGAGCAGCCUGUCGCUGACAAAGAGCAGCCGGAGGUAUGGAAGAGAGGAAAACCGAAAAAGAAGAAACCAAAAACCCCUGUUCAGCCAGAAGAGGCUGCUCCGGCGGAUACGGAACCCCUUCCUGAGAAACAGCCAGAAACAGAGGAGCUGGAGGUUGGUUUGGAAGAAAAAUCUGAAGAGGAAAUCACUCUAGUAGAGGAAACAGAAAUAUGGCGCAGGAAAAAAGACGAAAAGAAAAAGAAGCCCAAAAAGGAGGAGGCUAUUCCAGAAGGCGCUCCCACGGAACAGGUCAAACCCGAUGAACCUGUCGUCACGCCAAAGAAGAAGAAGCCUCGGGAGGUCGAAAUUCCGGAGGAUAAGCCGGAGUGGCAGAACGCGAAGCUGAAACCGACAAAGAAGCCUGAAAAACCCAAACAGCCAGAAGAGGACAUCGAGGAGGUGCAGCUGAAGCCUGUGGAGAAGCCAGAAGAAUUGGAAAAGGUCGAGAUAGAAGAAGUGGAAGUGAAGACCAUUACGACAAAAUAUAAGGAGAAGAAACCGAAGCAGCCGGACGAGGAGGUGGAGGACCUAACGAUAGAGCAGUUGGAUGAGGCAACGGCCCGGCGCAAGAUCAGCACCCUGGAGGCCUUCACACAGGAGGAGAUCAGGGUGGACAUGACGACUGAGGAGGUCCGCCAGUUCAUUGUGGAGCGUGAAACGGCCGAGCGCAAGCUGUCCACGGUGGAGGCGCCGCUCGUGCAGGAGGUCACGCCCGAACUGCUCGAGGAAGAGCUGAAGAAGGUCACCGCUGACAAGGUCGUUGCCGAGACGAAGCUGGCCGUCCUGCAGUCGUACACCGUGCACGAGAUCAACCCGCAGACCACCGCCGACGAGCUCAAGACGUUCGUCGACGAGAGGCACGAGGCGGAGCAAGUGUGGAGCACAGUAGAGACGCUGGAGAUCGUGCAACCGGCGCAGGAGCACAUCACCGACGAGAUCAAGCACCUGCGCCAGGAGUGCGCGCUGGCCGAGGUCAAGCUGGACCUGACCGAGGGCUUCCAGGUGCAGGAGCUGCGACCCGAGCUCACCACCGACCAGCUUGAGACCUUCAUCACCGAGCGGCGGGACGCGCAGCGCAGGAUCUCCACGGUGGAGUCUCUCAACAUCCAGGAGGCGUCUCCGGAGGAGGUGGUCAAGGACCUGACGCAACUCCUCUCCGUCGAGGAAACCUCGGCCAAGAUCAAGCUGGACAUGCUGCAAACCUACUCUGUGCAGGAGGUCACUACAGAGAGCACGGCGGAAGACACAAAAACCUUCAUCUCGGAGAGGCACGAGGCCGAGCAGGUGCUGUCGACGGCGCUACAGUCGGCGCAGACUACCGAGGUCAGUCCGGCCUUCGUGACAUCAGAGAUCGACCACAUCCGUACGGAGAAGGCGCACGCACUGAAGCACCUGCGGGAGGUGCAGCCGCAGGCCGUGCAGGAGAUGGAGACGCUCCUGCAGACUACUAUCGAGCUCAAGAAGUUCAAGUAUAUAACUGAUUCCGCAACCGAGACUGCCGAGCAAACUACGCUGGCGAAGGCGAUCGCGAGCAAGACUGAAACAUCUGUCAAAGACAAGAGAAAGAAACCGAAGGAAAGAACUGCGUCUGUUGAGCGUCUUCCAGAAAUUCCCACUGAAGACCUCGAAGAAGCUGUCACUGACGACGACAGGUCUGUCGUCCCGACAGAAAAGAUUGACAAGUCGGAUGCCGUGCAAGUCAGCGAGGUUGUUCUGCAAGAGCAGACAGAGGACAAGACCGAUACCUUGAAGCUGAUCACUGGCGAGGGCAAACCGUCGACGGAAAUACGUCGGGAUAACAUGAUCACUGUGGAGACCGUACAAACUGACGAAUCCGUGGACCAAGUUCCAGUUAUGAAGUCCGUCUCUGACAGAGCGCGAGUGUCACUGAAAGGCCAGGAGCCAAUUCAAGUGGAAGAGACUCUUCCCGAUGAGACUUCAGUGCUUAAAACAGAUGUUCUGGCAAUAACCAAACAAACAACGGAGAUAACACUAGUCACGAGCGACAGACGGCUCCCAGAAGUAAUAUCGGUAAGUGCAGACGAAACUACGGACGAGAUCAAGGACACCAAACGCCCAGAAGAUAUGGCAGAGGCGUCAAUAUUGCCUCAGAUGUCCGUCCAAGUCACAAAGCCUUGCCCAGAAGAGACUGUGGGGGAUUCGGGCGAACAAAUGCUGGUGGACAAGAAAAUAUCAAAGAUUUCCACGGUUAUCACAGACAUGCGAGCACCUGAAGUGCAGGCAACCACAUUGGAGGAAACUACUCAUGCAGUUGAGUUUGAUAAACCAAAGCGGGACGUCGGAAAGAUUGGCCUGAGCCCACAGGAGGCCGUGCAGGUGACAGCAACACAUCCUGAUGAGUUAACUGAGGACGAAACGCCGAUGCAAGUGACAGAAAGCCAGACUACGAGCGCUAGCCAGAUUCUGGCAGCAAGACACGUGCCUGAGGUGCACGAGACGCAGCUGAAGGAGACUGCAGAAGAGGUGAAACCGCUGGAUGUUACUGAGAAGGUCGCAGGCGAGGUAUUCAGGCCCUUGUACCCUCUUGAAGUAACGGAAACGACAUCUGAAGAAAUGUCCCAGCAGUCUAAAGAUACGUUAGUUUUAGACGUAAGAGAGUCAAAAAUAUCGCAGGUCAUACGGGAAAUGAGAGCGCCUGAAAUCAUUGAUGUCGAAAUGGAGGAAGCCGCAGAACCGACCGAUCAACCAGUGACAAAAGAGGAGCGGGUAGAUGUAACGGUGAGCCCUCAAGAGCCAGUAGAAAUACAGGAAGCGCACCCUGAUGAGCAAACGGAGGACAAGCCUGACGACAUCAUCGACAGGUCGCAGACCGAGAUAACACAGAUAAUCACUGAGCGGCAUGCUCCAGAAGUAGGGGAUGUUACAGCAAAAGACGACGUUGGCGCCAUUCAAGAAUUCGUCACAGCACCGGCAGAGGCGACCCCCACCUUGAAGCCAGAACAGCCGAUUGAAAUUUUCGAAACGACCCCCGAGGAGGCCACCACAGAUAGCACGGAUAGAUUGGUCACAGACGCCAAGACCACGCAGGUCACUACUACCAUCUCAGACAUGAGAGCACCAGAAGUGCAAGAAACGCUCCCGAAAUCAACAGCUGAGGACAUUGUAGACUUUGUGAUGCCUGAGGACACCGCUCAGAUGGACGUCAUCAGGCAAGAGCCGGUAAAUGUCACCGACAUUGCCACCGAACAACGUUCCGAAGAUUUUGAGAAGACACUGGUGAUGGACGAAAAGAGAACCUCUAUUUCAACCGUUUUACAGGAUAUGCGUGCCCCUGAAGUUCAGGAGGUGCAGCAAAAAGAAGACGUUGGUGACGUUGCUGAAUAUACUCCCAAAAAGGAUUCUGCGGACACAAAUGUUGUUGUCCAGGAGACCAUCAUCACCACUGAGACGUCCACAGUGGAAAUGUCUCAGGACACCAGCAUGUCGCUGGAAACCACCCGGUACAAAGGUGAAGAGAGCACUGUUCUGGGUGAGCGGAAGGCUCCCGAAACUUCACAACUCAUUCUGAAGGACACUGUAUCUGAUAUUGAAAAAUUGGAUUACGUCGAUGACAAGGCCGUGCCUUUAGUCAGUACACAAAAGUCAGUUCAGGUGCAAGAAAUUGUUGCUUCAGAGAGCGAAACGGUUUCAAAGGCUCUGAAGCCUGAAGCGUUCAGCGCGGACCUGGAAAUCACCACGCAAAAGUCGGUGACGGUUUCGGAAACAAAGACCACUGAUACAGAAGAGCCGCUUGUGUUGGACGAAGUAGCACCCUGGCGGAGGGCCAAAAAGAAAGCUCCCGAAAGCCGCUCGAUACAAGUGAUGGAAAUUGAGUCAAACGAGGCUCCGGUGGAAACUACGGACUUCGUGGCGUCUGGGGAAACGGCUACCACAGACGUGACCAUAUCGAAGUCAGUUGUGACCUCUGAUGUCACUGCUGUCGAAGAUGUUACGGAAAUUACUGACACGGUCAUUAAGAAAAUAACUGCCCACCCGACUUUGGAUGAGCACGUACCGGUUGACGUUGAAACUUCGGAGGUUUUGGAUACACAAGGUGAUCUAAAGGAACCAGUAAAGCCGGAUACCAAGAAAGCCAUUAAAGUUGUGUCCGAGACCAGUGCAGUGACCAUCGAAGAGAACGUCACAGGUGAAAAUACAGGAGCAGUCAGUGAGGAAGAGACGCCAAAGAAGAGAGCGCAGCCCCGAGUGAUGCCCGUCGAGGGGCUCGAGAUCACUGAACCCGAGACCGGUGGCGUGACUCGGGAAAUGGCCGAGCCUGACUAUGGCGACCAGACGGUCUCGGUCGAGUUAAUCCCUAUGCAGCCCGUGAGCGUGACGGAGACGCAGCCAGGCGGCUCGGAGGUCCCGCUGGAACGGACCGCCGCGCCGGACAAGCGCCGUGGUGUCACCGUGCUGCCAGAGUCCGUGCCCGUGCAGGUACAGGAAACGGAAGCAAGCGAAUCUGAAGCGCACCUUGGCGAGGCGGCGAAGCCGCACCAGGAGCGGGCCGACACGGCCGUGAUGCCGCAACGCAGCCUCACCACCACGGAGGCGGAUGUUGCCGAGGCGCCCGAGGAGCUUCGCACGACGCCGCAGAAGCCGGCCGUCGGUCGGCUGGAGCUGGACGAGAUGGCUGGCCUGCAGGUGGCUGAGUCCGGCACUCUGGACGUAGAGAGUGAGCUGGAGGAGCGGAAACCAGGCUCGGAUGUUGCGCGUGUGGAGGUCGCAGCCUCCAAGUCAAUCACCGUAUCCGAGCAGACAACACAGGAGAGCGAGACAAUCUUGCAAGGAGAGGAGCUGCCUCAGCAGCAGUGUUCUUAUGCUUCCUUGCAACCUCUGGAAGAGAUACAAGUCAGUGAGAACCAGCAACUGGUUUCCGAAAACGUUUUUGUCUCGCCAGAUACACCCCGCUUCGAAGAAGCAAUGAUUGAAAUUGACCAGCAGUUGAAGGUAAUAUCAACGACUGAAACGGAGGCCUAUCAGGCAGAAAGGACACUCACGGAGGUUGUUGAUUCCGGGCAGGCCAACGUUGAAUUUGUUAAAAGCCAAGGCCUAAUCGUGUUAGGAAAUGAAGACUUGGUAUCCGAAGACACGUUUAAGCCUGACCAGAUACCAAAAACCCAGCUAGCUGCUGUAGAUGUCGACACUGUUCAAGGCGUGGAAAUUCGACGUACGGACGUCAUUGAAGAGUCCGAAAAACUCCUCGACGAAGAAGUUACCAGACCCAAAACGGCUACCGUGCAACUGGACGGUCACACUGUCCCCACGCUUCUCGAGAAUGUUGACAUGCAAACUGAGGACACUAUGCCUGAGGACUUUAAGCCAAAGUCUCACGCUGCCGAUGAAACGUUAGACCACCUGGAGUCCUUUGUCACAACUUCCGAGUUUAUCAUGCAAAAGGAAGGAACCUUCGUACAAGACACCAUGGAUAUGAAGCAAGCGGAACUUACACUGCUGUCCCAUGAACAAACGCAGACGACAGAGGCACCUGUGCUGCAAUCCGAAGAGACAAUGGAAGACGUUGAGGCACCAACAUCGAAAGAUGCAAGGGCGGAUAUUGUGCCAUUGAUGAGGAUCGCUGUUGAAGCAGAUAACGUGGUCCUGUCGGCAGAAGAACAGAUAUCACGUGUCACUCCCUCAGCGGAUCAAGCUACUGUUUCAGUACCGGAAUCCAGAAGUGUUAUCGUUCAAGAAACUGGAGCUGAGGAGAAAGAGGAUGACUUCGCUGACAUUAAGAAGCCAGGGGCAUUGACAGCAUCUUUCAAUGUCGGCGAAAGUGAGUCAGUAACAAUUGAGGAGUCGAAAGUUCUCCACAGAGAAUCUCAGUUGGAUGACUUCAAACGACCACGAGGAUCGGAAGCUUCAGAAACCGUUCUUACAUCAGAAGGAUUGGGCGUACAGGAAUCUGAGACUAUGGAGACUGAGGAAGAACUCGCUAAAAUGAAGAAACCACACACAGAAAGAGCCCACCUUGAAAUGAGCGCGUCCGAGUCUGUCACGAUGUCCGUGGACACUGCGGUGGAGUCAGAAGAAUUCGCAGAUACAAAGCUCGUAACCAACAAGGUCCGAGCCGAUUUCAAAGUCACAGAACAGGAAGGAAUAUCCGUGUCACUCGACGAAGCACUGUUACAAGAUGAGCCAAGUAGGGAUUUCGAGAAGCCUACGACAGAAUUAGCUCACGUCAAGUUUAGGACAUCAAAAGGUGUGGAUGUUUCCGAUAUUGGGCCCAUGGACAGCGAGGCGCCUAUGGAGGACUUCAAGUCUGCCCCAUCAACGGAGGCCACUGUGGGAGUUUCGUCCCGUGAGGGUGUUAUCAUCCAAUCGUCUGCGUCAUAUGUAAAAGAAGGCGAAAUGCCUGAAAAACAUGCUCUCCAGGAAGAGGAGGCAUCAUUAUCUGUGAUGCCACAGAUAUCUACGACGGUCAUGGAGCAAGGACAGUAUGUGAAAGAGGGCAUUCUAGCUGAUGAGAAGACGAAGUCGGAGCCAGUGCGUGUCGGAUUCUCAACAGCUGAGGGAAUAGAAACACUGCAAGAAGGUACCCUCGAUGUGGAGGGAGAGCUGGCCAAGAUGAAGAUGCCAAGGGAUGAACAGGCCACCAUGCAGAUUACGGAAAGAGAGGGUCUCAUGAUCGAAGAAAGCACCGACCUCCUUAGCGAAACAGCUUUCGACGACAGACUAACACCCGCCACCAACUCUGCUAAUAUAGAGAUGUGUACCCUCACUAACAUUCUUGUAUCAGAGAUGUCUGAAACAUUUAAAGAAGCUCCGUUAGACGAGUUCCAUACUCCCUCGCAUGAGCACCCCUCCGAGUCCAUGACGUCAACGCAGACCAUCACUGUUACCGAGACUGAGACAGGUGAAACACUUGGUGACCAAGUGGCCGAAUUCCACUCCGUUCCCUAUUCCGCCACCCAGGAAAUUUCGCCCCUCCAAGGUGUUUCAGUGACGAUGACCAGCAGCGACGAACGGCCGGCUGACCUGGACGACUUCAGCAGCACGAAAGCAGUGGCAGAAACCGACAUCACCACCCACCAUGGCUUCAUGGGCAGUCAACAACAGCGCCUAGAUACUGAGGAGACUUUCGAGAGUGAGGCCCUGCCAGGCCAGCACCGGGCCGAGGUAGGUGUCGGGGUCUCUGAGACCGGGGUCACCACCGUUGUGGACCAGAACGAAAUGGAGGAUGAGUAUGUGCCGGGCAAGAUUCCAGGCACCAUUCAGCUCGAAUCCCAUGUGAUCCCAAGUGAGAGCAUGCAAAUAGAAGAGGUGCAUCCAGACGAUGGUACAGGGAAAUUCUUCCCAGAAGAGUUUGUUGCUACGGAGAAGGCCGCUGAACGGCUACUUCCACACAAAAGCGUUUUGGUGAAAGCAGCUGAGACCAAUGAACUGGAGGAAGACUUGCCUGAUUUAAAGAUGCCUACCUUACUAACACCUCAUGGUGAUAUCGUACCAGAGCACCAUUUAGAAGUGGAGGAAACACUUCCAGAAGACAUGACUGGUAAAAUCUUGCCCGAAAGCUUUGUUGCCACUGAGGUAGCAAAGAAAAAGAUCAUUGGGUUCCGGGGCGUGGAGAUUUCUGAGACCACUACAGAGGAGAUUGAACAGGACAUGCCGCGAGCAAGCGAACCCACAAAACUGCAGGGUAUCGGCACUAUUGAGGAAACCGAAGCUAUGAAGGUUGAGCAAGUGAUGCUUACCGAAGAAUCAUCUGAAAAGACGCCAGAUCUAGUGGAAAUGGAACAUGGUGUCGUUAGAUUAGCCGAGCCGUAUAAGGCAGCCACAGUGGAUGUUGUGUCGAGUGGUGACGUGGAAAGUGACAUGACUGAUGUUGUGAAACCUGACGUGCAUGAGGCUGAUAGUUCUGUCAUUACCGUACAACCCAUUGAUGUGUUUGAGGUCAAACCAGCCGAUACCGAGGAAUCCUUUGACACUGACGCCCUUCCGUCCAUCCGCGCCCACACUAGGCUCAGCCCACAAAACACUCUUCAAAUUUCAGAAUUCCCCACUGAGUCCUCCCCCGAGGAGUUCACUCCCGAUUCCCGUCGAGAGGCGAGCGCAAAGACGGGGGUCGUCGAGCUACAGGCGGUCAUCACCGACGAGGCGCGUCCCGAGGACGUGCACGGUACGAUGGCCGAGGACACGACCGCUCCCGCGACAGCUCGCACCGAGGUUCUCGAGCAGCAUUCUAUCAUCAGCUCGGAGGUCCGAAGCGACGAGAAAGAGGACCAGGUAGCGCCGUUCAAGGCAGCCGAAGAAGUGCCCGACGCGAGCACGCAACUAGUGACCCGACACACCGCGCUGAUGACUGACAUCGCUACCGGAGAACGUACUGGGGAGUAUGUGCCGGAGCAGCCCACCACUGCCGCCCCUCGCGAGGAGCUGGUUGAGCUCGAGGCGCCCGUCAGGGAACACUUCGAGCUGGGCGAAGUAGAGGGUGAUUUUGAACAGCAUGAGCUUCCGCACAAGUGGCACGCCAUUCCGAGGUCUCAAUUAACCCAAAGCAAGGUAGUCGAAUCGGAAGACAUCACUAGCUUUGAAGUGGAAGAGCAGUAUAGUCCCACCGAGAAGCUUUUGCCAGAAAGGAAGCCCACAGUGACUUUGGUGGAACAAAUCGGAAUUCAGGGAACCGACGAUGUGGCUCAAGACAGGGAGGGCCUCAUAGAUGACCAAGAGGCUCCCGAACAACAACUUGCUGACCUGGAGCUGGUUCCUCAGCAAAAUAUCAUCACGGCAGAAGUGAAAGUCACAGAAGAGGGCACUGACUACGAAGUCGCUGACGUCAAGACUGCAUCCGCAGAACCUACUCUUUUGGAGCUUCAUUCAAUGCAAGGCACAGUUACCCAGCCUGCAGAAAUGGAAACCGACUUUGCGCCCGAGGACAGAAAUAUAAAGAAACCAACAGUAAGGAUGAGCAUCACUGAAAAACGGUCAGCUCAAAUUGAGGAUGUUCUCAUAAGCGAAGCUGAAGACGUUUUUACACCAGGAAAGUUGAACCAGGUGCGGCCAGUGAGUUCUUAUUCCGAACAGCGAUCUGUUACUGUGACUGAAGUGGCACCUGAUUCCCAGACCAGUGAUUACGUCACUGGUGAUAAACCGGAAGGGAGAAACGCUGAUGUCUGCUUUUCACCCGUGGAGCCUGUCAUUACCGAAGACACAAAGUCUGAAGAGGCCGAGAAGGACUUCGAAAAAUUCGUGUAUCCCACGGAAUCCGCAAAACAGACGUUAACGGCGAGCAAAGGCACCACUGUAUCUGAGAUUACUACAGGCGAACUGGAAUCGGAAUACGUUCCCGAAACAACGCCCGAUGUGCAAAAACUGAAAAGCGCGGUGGAACUCACGGAACGUAGAACGGCUAUCGCUCACGACGUGGUACCGGAGGAGAGGGAAGGCCACAAAGAGCAGUUCGUUACAGACUCCGUACAACUGGAGGGUCGAAUCUCCCCUCAAGAAGGCAUCACGGUUUCUGAGGCUCAGGCCGACACGAGGGAAGAGACUCUUGAAGGAAAACCAUUCCCGUCCAUGGCCGACGCUAACAUCGGAUUCACGACGAAGCAGGCUUAUGAUACGACCGAAGUGACUACCGAGGAACUGGAGGAGAGAUUCGAGAUGAGACCGGAUAAAACAUGUACCGUCGAAGAGUCGUUCACUACACAGGAAUCUGCGGUUUACAGCGAAAUCGUUACUAACGAGUUCGAAGAGGAAUACAGCCCGAAGCAGCUUCCAAAAACCGCCGAGGUUGUUCCAUCUACCAAUGUGGUGUCGCAGAAAGCCGCAGCUACAUAUGAAGUUGAGGUAGACGACAAAGAGGAAUGGUAUGACAUCCAGGAAGAAAAGCCCCGAAAGCCAACGGAGAGUAUCUUGGAUCAGGCAAGUCUCAUUGUUUCUGAAGUCGUCACUGAUCAGAAAGAGGGCCGUUUCAGGCCAGACGAAAUCCCGGAUUCUACGACCGCAAAGCUUGAUGUAUCGCUAUUGAGCCCUCUUGAAACCAUAACAACAGAAACAAGCGACAACACAGAGGAGUGGACGGCAAGUGCAACUAAAACGCGAAGUGCCACCACUACUAUGAUAGAGCAGACCUCCGUUGACGUAUCGCAGGUGGUGCAGAACGAGCGCGAGGAAGAUUUCCGUCCGGACAUUGGGCCCGUCACGUCUGAGGCCAUACAGAAACUCACGCUGGAAUAUAGAGCUCCUCAAGUGAGCCAGCCCGAGGCGGACGAACGUGAAGAGUGGUACGACGCUGAGGAAAUAGAUACCCGCCGGUCCAAAGUCGAAGUUGUCGAGCAGCGUACGCUGCAGGUCUCGCAGGUUGUUACGGACGAUAAGGAGGGAGAAUUUUUGCCCGGCGAAUCUCCCAAGGAUAGACGGGCAUCGCUAAAGGUUUCACCAAUGGAGCCAACGUCAGUAACGGAAGCUGUGGCCAACGAAGGCGAGGUGCCGUUCGACUCCAAACCUGACAGCAGUACUACCGCUAAUGUGGAAAUUAUUCAGCAGGCGUCCGUUCUCACGGAGCAGGCGGACACCGCCGAAAAAGAAGAUCGCUUUGAACAACAUCAGGUCCCUGGAGAGGCUAUGGCAUCGGUUGAUACGAUAGCACCGUGGACACGUGCUCCUACCGUCGAUGAGAUAGAACAGUCAGAAACCACCGCUGACUACCACGUGGGCGAUGUGCAGGUCAAGAAACCUGGUGUGAUCAUUCUCGAGCAGGAUUCCGUCAUGAUCACUGAGUCUGUUGUCCAAGAAAAGGAAGAAGUAGCUAACGAUUUCCAAAAGCCAAAGGGCAAACAAGCGAUCAUUGACCUUUCACCCCAGGAAACCGUAUUGACAUCCGAAGUCUUGGCGGAUGAACGUGAAAAAACCUUCGAUUCAAAGCCGGACAUCGGAGUUCAAGCAACAGGCAGCAUGACUGGGCAGCCUGUGGCGCUGACUUCGGAAGCUCUCCUAUCAGAGGAAAGUGAGAUGAAGGAAGAUGUCACCUUGGAUACUUCGAUGGCGAACCAAACGACAGCAAUUGUACAUAUGCGCUCCGCUGUCUCUGAACAGCCAAUUGUUGGUGAAAGGGAAGAGGUUUUCAAAGCAUCAGAAGUGCAACAAGCUACGCCAACUGAACGUAUCCUGGGCCACGACACGGUUGAAGUAACUGAAGUAGCACCGGAGACCAAAGAGGUUGUCUUCCAGCCGGGAGAACUUCCUGACAAGAGGUUGGCAAGUGUUGUCCUCGAUGCCCAGGUGGCAGUCACUAGUGCCGAAGUAAAUACCACAGAAACUGAGGAGGGUUUCACGCCGACAAAAUCCCAGCAAGGCUCCGCAAAACCCCUCAUAGACGAGCAGCUCACUACAAUCGUUACUGAAACACAACCAGAAGAGACCAUGGAAGAAACUACAACAAUUUUACCGUCCGGUGAAACUGUGCAGGCGAAGAAGACAGUAACCACAAGAAGCGUGACAACAGUCUCAGAAGUUGCUCUUGACGAUGCUGUGGCAGACUACGAGGUGACUGCGAUGGCGGAAAAAACCGCCAAGACAUCAGUCGACCAACAACGAGGGGUGGAAGUGAGCCAAGUUCAGCCCACGGACAGCGAGCAAUUAUUGGACGAGUUUGUGUCUGACACAAAGAAAGCUCUUGUAGACUUUGAGGUUCAAAAAGCUCCCGUUACUGGUGAAACCUUACCGGAAGAGACGGAAGGGACGCAUACUUCGGAGGUAGUUGGCAGGGCUCAGGCAGAAAGUUCAUUCGUGGAGAAAAAGGCGGUAACUAUUAGGCAAACCAUGGCAGACGACAAAGAGAUACCAUUCCAAGCUACGACCCCGACCGCCGCCGCGCCGACAGAAACCAUGGCGCCCAUAGACCGUGAGGCUCCUGUCCUCUACCAGCAACAGCCCGAGGAGAAAGAGGAAGCAUUCUCUGAUAAGUUUGAGGGAGCCACAGUUAAACCAAAAGCUGUGAUAACUGAAAGAAAGACGGUUAUCACUUCAGACAAUGUAGUGGAUGAGAAGGAGGACACCUUGGGUAUAAUUACACCAAAAGACAGACAAGCCAAGCCUACAGUUGACGAGAUGCAGGGUGUUGUUGUCUCCGAGACAAAGCCAGAGGAUAAGGCAGAAAGUCUUGAUGACUUUAAAUUACGGAAGCAUGAAGCUGUGGUUGACUUUGAGCUGCAGCUAGCUACCGUGUCUGGUGUAACGACAGCCGACGAACAGGAGGACACUUUCACGUCAAAAACCUUUAAGACAGAGACGGCUGAUGGCACGAUUAUCACAGAAACCAGAACUGUUUCCGUUCGACAAACGGUACCGGGAGACACCGAAAAAGACUUCACCGUGCCUUUACCAACAGGCCAAACACCUUCAACGUCGAUGGUUCCAGAGGAUCGCCAGGCGGCGCUCGGAUUCGGCGUUCAGCCCGCCGAAAAGGAAGUUACGUUCACCGAGACAACAGAGGAGUUUACAGUUACUCCUAAAACAACCAUAACAGAGCGCUCCUCAGCGAUUAGCGCCAAACCAACAACGCAAGAGCGUGAAGAAUCCUUUGAGGUAGACAAACCAAAGGACAAAAAGGCGAGAGCAUCAUUAGAUGAAAUUCGAGGGUUGGAGGUCACGCAAGCUACGCCAACUGAAACGGAUGAGUCUCUGGACGAGUUCGUGCUCACGAAGAGAAAAGCCAGUGUAGGGUUUGAGAUUCAACAAGCACCCUUGCAUGCGGAGAUCAGACCAGAAGAAAUGGAAGACACUUAUCGUUCCAAAACCGCUAAAACAGAAACUGCUGAUGGCGUAAUGAUACUGCAACAAACCUUCACGGUCAGCCAAACAGUGCCCGAAGACAAAGAAGCGGAUUUCACAGUACGCGUGCCGAGGGAUGCAAAGCCGGAAGAAGACAUGGUACCGCAAGAUAAGCAGACAGCCGCAACGCUCUUCAUAACACCUGUUGAGAAGGAGGAUGAGUUCACAGAGACCACGGAAGAGUUCACGAUAAAGCCCAAGGCAGUGCAGCAAGAGAGGAAGACGGCGGCAAAGUCAGAUCAGUUCGUCGAGGAGCACACAACUGAGCUCCGUCCUUCGAAGCCAUUUGACGCCAGAGCAAGACGAUCAUCUGUUGAACAGCUUAUGACUGCGUCGGACACUUCGGUCCACGAAGAACAGUCUGUUGUAGUAGAGCAAGAAGUUGUGGAUGCCAAGGGUACGCGACGCAAGUCGCGUCAGGAGCAAAGACGAGAGUCGUUGGAGGAAAUCCGCCGUGGCUCCAUCACAGAGAUACGUCGAGGAUCUCUGGAUAUGACUAUUCAGGAGAUUCACGACGAAGACAUCAGCAUAUCGGAUGAGGUGACGAUCCAGCCGACGAUAACUGAAGAGGACGACUAUGUCACUACAAAGGGCGCCGAUAUGGACACUACAACGCGGGUAAUGACUGAGGAAAAGGGCGGCAAGCAGAGAAAGGUUAUCAUACAAACGUUUGCCAGCAAACCAACAGAAAGUACAAAUAUCGAAGAGAUUGAAACUGUCACAUAUACCAAGGAUGAAGAAACUGUUGAACACAAGAUUGACGUGGAGAUUGAGGAUGAAGAGUCUGAUGAAACUGUUACUGAGUUCACCGUUCAGAAGAGGGGUAAGAAGCCCUCUCAGGAGAAAACUGAAGAGGUAAAUGUUUCCCAGCGGCCUGUCGAGGAUGUAACCGACGAAGCAGUGGUGGCAAAAAAGAAAAAGCCGAAGAAGAAAGUUCAAAAGGAUGAAGUCACUACGGAGGAGGAAACAGCUACAGUUACCCUGAAGAAGCCGAAAAGACCAAAGGCUACUGAAACAACUGAUGACCAUUCUGAGGCAUCGUUUGUCAUCCAAACAAUCCCUCAGAAGGAGGACCUGAAAGUGACGGAGGUAGUAGACAUUACUACCACCGAAGCCUUCGAUUCCACUGACAUCAGCCUUGAAGUGUCCGAUGAAGUCGAACAACGGGAGCAGAAAACCGUGAAAACUAAACGACAAAAGAAACCCAAACCGUCUAAACCCACAGAGCCGUUGGAAGAUGCAGAUGAUGCGACGGAAUUUUGGGUGACGUGGGAUAAACAAGUCGCCCGGGCCACUGUUGAGCAGGAUCACUUACAAUGGGCAACAGCCACAGGAGAGGCGCCCGAAAUAUCCCAAGUUGAUGUCAGUGAUUCAAAGGCGUUGCCCGAGCCAAAGGACGCUGACGAGCAAAAGCCAAAGAUUAAGAAAAUACGCAAGCUAAAGAAAACUACCGAAGGCGAUGACAUUGUUGAUGAGGAAGCAAAAGAAUUCGUCACCAAAAUCCCUCGCGAUAAAGCUACGGUUAGGGAGGAGGAUGCCUCCAUCGAUAUUGCGACGAAAGAAUUCACUGAACAAAAUGUUCAAGAAGAAGCAGUCACAACUAUCGAAGAGACCACAGCCGAGUUUGUAGUAAAGAGGCCGAGUGAAUCUAAGGUGCAGACCUCUACGUCUGAUAGCCUCGCUGGCGAAGAGGAAGAAAAGCGCGUGAUCGUCCAUGACACCGUAACCGUUCCGCUGAAGAAAAAACGGAAACCACAGCGAAAGGAGGAAAGCGUUUCGGAGGAGUUCAGUAUCAGGAUUGACACCAAACCUAUGCAUGAUGUGGAGCAAGAAUAUAGCGUGGAGUUAGAGGAACAUCCCACAGAGGACACGGAGGAUAUAACAACAACGACCAUAGUAAAGAAGAAGCGCAAGAAAAAGCAGCCGUCCCCAGAUAUUGAGAUCCAGGAGAAGGAAGGCAAGGAAACAACAGACGACGCCGUAGAAUUCUGGGUAUCUUGGGAUUAUGCACACGCCGUUGAGCGAGUGCAUCAUGACGAGUUACAGUGGGCUAGAGUAUCAGGCGUAGAUUUCUCGGAGACGCCGGAGCAAACUUCUGGCCGACGAAAGAAAGUUCGGUUCAUUCAAAAGGGGUCAGAGGAGCCCAUAGAAGUCGUGGAGGAAAUUGUCGAAGAAAUCGGUGACGAUAAACUCCCUAUUGAUUACCAGGACGAUGCAAAGAUAAAGCCAACCAAAAAGGAUAAAGUGAAACCAAAGAUCCCGUCUAUUUCAGAAGUCCCAUCGGACGAUACUGGGGAGCAAGCAACGACAAAGAAGCCCAAGAAAGAGUCCGCCAGGCCAGGGGUUGUUACACAAGAGUCAGUGCUGAAUGAGGAAGUUGUGCUGGCAGAAUAUCCCGGCACCGAAGAUGACCAAAAGGUUCCCACGGAGCAGGCCGUGUCUCGUCUGGACUCAGUGGAUGACGCCAUUGCUAUCGUAGACCUCGGAGUUCCGGAAACUACAGGAACACUACCAGUGAAGAAACCAAAGAAAUCGACAGCAGACAAAACACAAGAAAUACAACAAUCCGUGUUGAUCGAGGAGCAUCAUAUUCACGAAACGUCCGAGGAACUGGAAGAACAUAAGGCCAGAAGUGAAAAGGUUAAGAUUCAGAAGUCUCCCGAAGACCGCUCCACAGCUGAAUUGUCUAAGCCGGAUGUAGGUUUCACAGAAGAACUUACCCCAGAAAAGCCGAAGAAGAAAAGACGACCGAAAAGUGACGAUGCAAAGACGGAAGAGGCAUUAACUGAAACAAUCGGUGAUGAUAAGCCAGAAAUUGAGGCUGUCGAAGGUGCGGCACCAGAGGACAAGAAAUCUUCAAAGACAAAGAAAGUGAGGCGUCCAAAAAUGCGGCCAAAAGAGGAUCUGCUACCUGAAGAUGUAGAGAAACCAGAGGACUUGAUUGAAGGGCUAACGAAAGACAUCACCGCACCUGAGGAAAAACCCAAGGAGCAGGCUCACAAGCCAUUAGUGAAACACACUGAGGGUACUGUUGUCAUGCAAGAAGAAGAGAUCGAUGUCAUUAUUCCACAAACCACAACCUCAGGAAUCGCCAGGCAGUUGGAUGAGGAAGACGCGAUGGCAGUCGCUUCAGAGGACCUCAGACCAAAAAUGGAAAAGGUAGAAGAAAUUAUCACAGUCGAAACAAAGCGUGUCAAAAAGCCAAAACCAAAGCGGCUACCUGAAGAUCGUGAAAGUGAUGAUCAAUUAGAGGACCUCGAUGAAAGUGUUGUAAUCUCUGUUCCAAGGCGAAAGAAAUUCGAGGUUACUGAUGAUUCUGAGGAAUCCGCCACCCUCAUCUUGCGUAAGCCUGAUACCGAGGAGGUUUCGGUGAUGCUGCCUAAGGCACCCAGCUCUGGACGCGAUGAUGUCGAAGUGGCCGAAGAAUUCACUAUUUCCCGUCCAGUUGGGGAGGUUGACGAGGCUAUGCCCGAAAAAGACGAGUACCAAACCGACGAAUCUCAAGUGCAGGAAACCGUUGUGACGGUAAAGAGAAAACCAAAGCAAGACAAACACCCCGAGCCAGUCGUACCUGAAUCGACAGAAGUGGAAGAACUGGAGGCUGAGGGGGGUGACGAGCUUAGGCCGAGGAAGCCUAAGAAGGCGAGAGGCAAAAAGUUGAAAGAUGAAAAAAGUGAGUUGGAGGUCACUGAAACUGUACCGCACGAAACAACCAGUGACUUGGAUACUCCAGACAUGAAACCAGCCAAAGUGCGUGAACAAAAGGUCGCAGAGGCAGAAGAACGCAUUACUGAGGUGACAACCAAGUUGAAAGAGCAUGUACCCGAGGACAAGGACCUUUUGGAACCAGAAGGACCAGACAAAACUCCCGAAGAGGUGCCCCAGCACGAAACCGUUCAGCUAAAACGCAAGCCAAAAGAUAAGAAGGAUCGAGAUCUGGAAGAAACCGUCGUCGACAUCAAACUGCCUGACUCUGACGAACGUCCAGAAGACGAGGACGAAGUGCAAUUGGUAACAGUGAAGACAACCAAGGAAAAGAAGAAACCGAGGGAUACUGAACAGACCGAAGAAGUAAUAACGUUGGAAAGACGUCCUCUCAUGCGGAAGACUGACGAUGAGGCAGCAUCUGUCACCGUUGACUCCCAGAUCACCGUACGACGUCGCUCCAUUGAAAAGGAAAGAGGCGACGAGGCCUUAGAAGAUCAAGAUGUUGUGCUUGAUUUCACCGUGGAAGACUUUUCCAGAAAGCCAGAAACCAUACAGCCUGUAACUGAAGAGAUCAGUGAGGUGACUCAGUCAGUGACGGUCGGUAAAAAGGACAAGAAACCAAAAAAGAAGCGUGAUUUUGGAAAAGGCGAUCUGCCGAAAGAAAAACCAGAAGAAACCACCCUCACACCGCACAAAGCAAAACCUACAGAUGAAGAAACUUCAAAACAGGACUUUAUCGUAAAACGAAAGCCUAAAACCGAUGAGGAGAUUUCUUCAGAAGAAAUUUCGGCGUCCAUAGAGAUGCCAGAAACCGAUGAGGGCCCCAAAGAUGACACCAAAGACGCUUCAGUGACGUGGCGAAAGCCAAAAGGUAAGAAAAAGAAGAAGCAGCCUGACGACACGGAAGACACCGAGGAGGUGAUAACUCUGCAACGAAAGCCCGUUAUACGACAAACAGAGGAGGAAAUAGAAUCCGUAACCGUCGACACUCAAGUCACAGUACGCCGCCAGUCCAUCGAAAAAUCGCGAGAACAAACUCUUGAAGGUCAAGACGUGGUGACUGAAUUUACUAAAGCACAGAUUUCCGAUAUUGCUGAUGUCCAUGACGUGAAAAGUCAAGAGGUUGAAGAGGUGACUGAGACCGUGUCAGUGGUUAAGAAGGAUAAACCUAAAAGAAGGAGAAAACAAGUGAGCGAUACAGAUGUUUCAAAACCAGGGUCACUGGAACAAAAAGACCAAAAGCCGGAGGAAGCAGAUGAGGAUGUGCCGCAAGAAGUUUUACUGAAACGUCUGAAAAAGAAACCGAUUGUCGACGAGGAGGUUGAUGAACAAAUCACACUAAAAAGAAAGAAACCAAAAGAAACUCUCACGGACAUCACCGAGCAGGCAACAAUCGCUACAAAAACAUUAAUCGUGAAGCACCCCGAUGAAGAUACGGAGGCGGAAGCGAUACUGCCGGAAGAUCAGGACGCUGAGUUCAUUUUACCGCGGAUUAAGAAGUCUAAGCGGCCCGAAGGUGAAGUUGAGGAUGAAUCCGCCGAAGCUGUCAUAGUAGUCAAGAAGAUUGUGGACGAGGAAAUUGUUCAGCAGGUCAUAGAAGAGACAACUGAUGUCGUGGAAGAAAAGUCGCAAAAAAGGAAGAAAAAGACUCGGAAGACGCGGCAGGAGGAUCACCCAGAGGACGACGUACUGCAGAGGCCACUCAGCCCUGAGGAAGCUGAAGACGUCGAACAGAAACGCCCUGAAGAUUCCGAAACAGACGCGACCGUGCCAAUUAAAAAGGUGAAAACAAAAAGGCACGUAACAGAGAGCGACGCUGACGUGACAAUCAAACAACAAAGGCCUUCCGAUGAUGAGAUAAGCCAGGAUAUCACUGUUCGAAAGCCGCUAGAUGAAGGGGAAGACGUGGAACAGGCUUUCGUUAUCAAGAGGCCAAAGAAAAAAGGAGUUCAAGUGCACGAUGUGGAGGAAGCCAUCACACUGAAGCAAAAGAAAUCAAAGCCCUCUGCCGGGCCUGACGAACAGGUAACAACAACGUCCGAAAUCACUGUGAAGCGCUUUGGCGACACGGUUGAGGAACAACUCGAAGAGCAUGACGUUGAAUUCGAAUAUAGGCCCAAGGAAACAGACAGCGACGUCGAGCAGCAGCCCGACGAAGCCACUGAGGCUAGAAUCCGGAUCAAGAAGCCCGGGUCUGUGGAAAAGCCGCAUAAGCCCAAGAAGCAUAUUCCUUUCGCCUCGAUGGACGACGACGUCGAGGUGCGCAUCCAGCUUAGCAAGGACGCCACCGAGGCACCCGAGGCCAUUGAGACAGUCUACUUCCACGACCAGCCGUCUGUGGCCGACGACCUCAGCGAGGACUUUGAGGUGGCGCUGCCGCGCCGCCGUAAGCCCGAAUAUAAGGUCGAGGACGUCGAGUCCGAGGUCGACAUCAAGGUGGCGCGGCGGAAGCGUGACUCGCGCGAGACGCAAGAGGGCAGCCACACGGUCCGCGAGUCGUUCCGCAUGAUGCUGCGCCAGGACACGCUGGGCGCGGCGCCCGCCUCCCCCGGCUCCGUGCGCGAGGAGUUUGAUUUCAGGCCGACGCCCAUGCCGGAGAGCGUAGCGCCGGUAUGGAGCGAGGAUGCGGAGGAUGCUUCGCUGAAGCUGCAACUGCGACCCAAACGGCCAGUGGCCGAGGAGACGGCCCCGCUGGACGUGGCCGAGGGAGACGUGUUCUACGCAGUCUCCACCUACGUGGCUGAGUCCGAGGAGACCAUGCAUCUGGUGGAGGGAGAGCGGGUGUAUGUGCUAGAGUGCCACAACAGCGAGUGGUGGUUCGUCCGCAAACACCUGACCGAGGAGGCCGGUUGGGUGCCCGCCUCCUACCUAAAGAACGAGGACGAGUACAACGCCUACGUGCAGCGCAAGCUCAGCGACAAGAUCGGCAAACUGCCCGUGUUCGAAGCGCCCAAAACGGGCCAGAAGCAGAGGGCGCCGCGCUUCACGGAGAAGCUGCACGCCGUGCACGUGGUGGACGGCUCGCUGGUGCAGCUGGAGUGUCGCGUUGAGGGCGAGCCGCGCCCCACGAUUACCUGGUUCCGUCAGACGGCCAUCAUCAAGCCGUCGCCCGACUUCCAGAUGUUCUACGACGACGACAACGUGGCGACGCUCAUUAUCAAGGAGGUGUUCCCGGAGGACGCCGGCACGUUCACGUGCGUGGCUAAGAACCAGGCGGGCUUCAGCAGCUGCUCGGCCGAGCUGGUGGUGGAGGCGCCGCUCUCUGACCACGGCUCGGAUGUGGUCUGCACCAGCCGCAGGAGCCUCAGCAGGGAGUCCUCCCUCUGCGACAUCCUCGAGGGCAUCCCUCCGACCUUCAGCCAGCGGCCCAAGACGCGCACCGUGCAGGAGGGCGACGACGUGGAGCUGGAGUGCCGCCUGGUGGCCGUGCCCGAGCCCGAGGCGCAGUGGCUGCUCAACGGUCGCCCUAUCAAGGGGUCCAAGCGCGUCACCGUCACUGCGCAGAGCGACAUGCACAUGUACUGCCACUUCGUGCGCAUCAAGGGCGUGCGCCGUAAGGACGAGGGCCUGUACGAGAUCGUCGCCAUCAACCGCGAGGGCGAGGCGACCAACACCAUCUCGCUGAUGGUGGAGGAGCGCGGCGAGAAGCAGCCGCCCGAGCUCGUGCAGCCGCUGCAGCCGCUCGUCGUCUCCGAGAACAGCCGCGCCACGUUCGUGGCGCGCGUCAGCGGUAAGCCGCAGCCGCGCGCCACCUGGUUCACCGGCAAGCAUCCGCUGACGGCCGAGAUGCUGGCCAACAGCGACGUCACGGUGACGCAGGAGGGCGACGUGUACUCGCUCAACAUCCCGCGCUCGCACCGCAGCGACGCUGGCGAGUACACGCUGCUGGCCGAGAACGCCGCGGGCACCGCCAAGACCACCGCCACGCUUGUGGUGCAAGAGUCCCAGCUGGAGCCGCCCAUGUUCAUCGAACGGUUCACGGACGUGCGGGUGCCGGAGAAGACACCCAUCCGACUGACCGCCAAGGUCGUCGGCAAUCCGCGACCCGAGGUUACUUGGUACAGAAACGGCAAGAAGCUGAAGACCGGCAAGACCACGUCGGUGACGCAUGUGGGCGAGGAGACCACGCUCGAGGUGCACGAGUGCCGCGUCGAGAAGGACGCCGGCGAGUACAAGUGCGUGGCCGUCAACGCCAACGGCAAGGCCACGCACCAGGCGCAGGUGGACAUCGAUGCAGACGUCGUGAGGUUUGUCAAAGACUUGGAAGACUUUGACAUUGAAGAGCGGUCUACCGUCGCCCUGGAGUGUCAGACCUCUCAGGAGGUCACUGUGACCUGGAAGAAGGACUCUCAGGUCAUUCAGGAGUCCAAGAGGCACGAGAUCACUCGUGUGGGGAAAACCCACCGGCUGAUCGUGCACGAUGUGGUUAUGUCGGACGCCGGCCAGUACUCCUGCACCACAGACGGCGCCGAGACCUACUGCAAAGUCACCGUUAAAGAGGGCGGCGCGUUCUUCGUGGAGAAGCUGACGGACGUGGAGGUGAAGGAGCAGGAGACGGCGGCGCUCAGCGUGACUGUCAGCUCGCCGGCCGCGCGCGUCGUCUGGCACAAGGACGGCGCCGCCAUCAGCGAGGACAACACCCAGUACGAGUUUAUCAGCGACGGCGUGUCGCGGCGCCUGGUGCUGCGCUCUGCCAGCGUGCACGAGGAGGGCGAGUACACGUGCUCGCUGGAUGACCAGGAGUGCACAUGCGAGGUGACUGUGGUCGAGCUGCCGCCCGUGCUCACCAAGAAGAUGAGUGACACGACCGUCACGCGCGGCGAGAGGGCCAUCUUCGAGGUGGCGCUCACCAAGGGUGACGCGCUGGUCCAGUGGUUCCGCGACGACAAGGAGAUCAAGUUCUCGGAGCACAUCCAGCUGGGCAUCGACGGCAAGCGCCAGCGGCUGAUGGUGUACCAGACGACCUCCGACGACGCCGGCACGUACUCCUGCAGGAUCGGCGGCCAGACCUCCUCCGCCAAGCUCAGCGUCGAAGAACCGACGGUGGACUUCGUGGCGCGCCUGCCGGACAAGGUGGAGGCGCCCAAGGACACGACCGCCUCGUUCACGGUCGAGCUGAGCGACGAGUCGGUGCCGGUCACGUGGCUGCGCAACGGAGAGCCGCUGACCGAGUCGGACUCGUGCACGAUCCUGGUGGAUGGGCCGCGGAGGACGCUGCUGCUGAAGGAGGUGCAGUCCGGCGACGACCGUGCCGAGAUCAUUUGCGCCGCCGGCAACGUCAAGUGCACCAGCAAGCUGCGCGUUACCGUGGUCCAAAUGCAGCCAAAGGUCCGCGAGGACCUACUGCAGACCGAGUACCUGGUGCGGCGUGGUGAAGACGUCAAGAUUACCGUGCCGUUCAGGGCCGCGCCGCCGCCGAAGGCCGAGUGGCACCACAACAGGAAGACCAUCAAGAAGUCGAGAAAGCACCUGCCCACAAUCACUGAGUCGGAAGCGACCAUCACGGUGAAACAGGUGGAGGACGCCGACUGUGGCACAUACACACUCAAGCUGGGCAAUGACGUCGGAGACAUCUUCGUCAACAUCUCACUCAAGAUCAUGGAGACGCCGUCCAGGCCGGGUCGGCCGGAGCCGGUGCAGGUGACGGACACCUCGGUGACGCUGCACUGGACGCCACCCGAGACCGACGGCUGCUCGCCCAUCACCAACUACGCCAUCGAGUACCAGCUCAAGCUGCAGAAAACGUGGACCAAGUACGAGGAGACCCGGGUCGUCAAGGAGACGACCCGCAUCGUGACGUCACUGACGCAGAACACCGAGUACCGGUUCCGGGUGUACGCGCUGAACGAGAUCGGAGCCAGCGAACCCUCGGAAGAGUCGGACUUCAUCAAAGUCACACAGCCCGUGUCCCCGGAGCGGCCCUGCGUGGUGGAGGACCUCAAGGACAUGGUGGCUGGCCUUAACGAGCGUCUCACGCUGCGCUGCGUCAUCACGGCCGUACCGCAGCCGGAGAUCAGAUGGACCCGCAACGGGAAGCCGAUCAAGACACGCAAGGCCAGCUACGAACAGCACGUGGCCACGCUCACCAUCGAGGACACGGUGGAGAAGUCAGCCGGCACCUACACCUGCCACGCCACCAACUCCGCUGGAGAGGUGGAGACCAGCUGCAUGGUCAAGAUUCAAGAGCCGCCCGCUCUGGACUACGACAAGUCGCUGAAGGAGCAGCGUCUAGAGGUCAACGCCAAGUGGACGCUGACCGUGAAGGCGACAGGCAUUCCCAAACCCUCCCUGCAAUGGUACAAAGGCGACGAGCCGGUCUCGCCGUCCUCCCGGCUGGACGUGCGCACCGACGGCGCCUCUACGCAGGUGUCGGUGUCGCAGCUGACCCGCGAGGACACCGGCACGUACCGCCUCGUGGCCACCAACGACGUCCGCAGCGUCACCGAGGAGUUCACACUGCGCGUGCUUGACUACAGCAGACGCUCAAUGAGCAGAACGCGCUCCAGUAGUCCAGAGAUGAUCGACAAGCCGAGCCGGCCGGAGGGGCCCCUCAGCGUGCGCGUGGGGGAGAAAGAGUCAGUGACGCUGGACUGGAAGCCGCCUUCCGACGACGGCGGCGUCGACGUGGCCGGCUACUUCAUCGAGAAAUUCGACACCAAGAAGCAAACCUGGAUGAAGGUGGCAGACAUCGUGGGGGACAUCCUCACCUACUGCGUGCAAGACCUGCUGGAGGGACACGAAUACUUCUUCAGGGUGUACGCCUUUAACGUCCUGGGAAGCUCGGAGCCCCUUGAAACUCAAGAACCCGUCUUGGUUAUGAAGCCGUUCGACCUGCCGUCGGCGCCGCUGGGUCCGUUCGAGGUGAACGCCAUGGGCGACACGUCGCUGACGCUCAGCUGGCAGGAGCCGGAGACGGACGGCGGCGCCGCCAUCGUCGAGUACCUCGUCGAGCGGCGCAAUGUCGGCAAGAAGGCCUGGCAGAAGGUCGGCACCACGGACAGCGAAACGCUGAAGAUCGACGUCACGGGCCUGAAGAAGAACAUGCAGUAUAACUUCCGCGUGACGGCCCGUAACGCCGUGGGCGCAGGCCCGCCGCUGGCGCCCGAGGACGCCAUCACAGUUGGCAAGCGGCUCACGCCGCCAUCGCCGCCGACACAACUGACCGUUAGUGACGUCACAAGUCGCAGCGUGACCCUGCAAUGGGCUCCACCCACCAACAUGGGAGGCGCCAAUCUCACAGGCUACAUCAUUGAGCGCCAGGCGGCUGGUGCCUCGCACUGGGAGAAGGUGGUCACGCUGGACAGUUCGGUGACGCUCUACUCCAUCUCCUACCUGAAGGAGAAGUCCUCCUUCUUCUUCCGCGUGUCGGCCGAGAACCCCAUCGGAGCCGGCGAACCGGCCGACACAGACCUGGUGUCGCUCAAAACGCACGCCACGCCUCCGUCGCCGCCAACGGCACCGCUGGAGAUGAGGUCGACGGGACCCAACUCGCUGCUGGUGGAAUGGGGCAUACCGGAGUCCGAUGGAGGCGCGCCGCUGGAGGGCUACCACGUGGCCAUCCGGGACGCGCGUCGCACCAUGUGGAUUCAGGUCGGCAUGGUGGGCGCCGACGUGACCCGGCUGCAGAUCAAGGAGCUGCACGAGGGCCACGAAUAUUAUGUGCGGAUCUUUGCCAAGAACGAAGUGGGGACGAGUGAUCCCCUGGAAAGUGAGGACGCCGUGAGAGUGGUGCGGCCGGCAGACUACCUGGAGGCGGAGACGGUGGAGGGCGCCGAGUUGGACCGCACGCCGUCCCUCAGCGUCACCACCGAGACGUCCUCCUGGAUGCGCGAGGCCGGCAUGGACGCCGACAUCCACUCCUACAGUCGGCUGGCGCUGCUCCGCCGCGAUGAGUACUUCUUCCGCAUCUGGUACUACUCGCAGGAGCUCUUCAAGUGAGCGCGCACGCGCCUGUUUGACCCGCUGCCGCGUUGUUGAAUCAGAUCGCGCCGCGCCGCGUUUGUACCUUGCGUGAGUAGCGCCGGCGGUGGGGGCGGCGCCAGGGUAGCCGCGCGCCGCCCCGCCGUCUUCGUCGCCUCGUGCGAUUCGUCCUGGCCGCCGGCCGCCCGCCAGCAUUUGCAUUACCCGGUGUGAUAUUGUAGCCAGGGAUCUGCGGUGUACAUAAUCAUUAUGGGGGAUCCGAUACGACGGAAGGCGCCUCGAGACCGAGGACGGCCGCUGUGCAGUGCGAGGACGCGAGCUCGCGCGCCCCGGCUCCGCCCGGCAGGGCGGUCGGCCGCCUCAGGCUGACCCCCUCUCCAUCUGCGGCCGGCCGCCCGACCGGGCGGAGUGGAACGCACGCGGCGACUUGACCUGACCCCGGCCGGUCGGCCCCUGCUGACCCGAUGACACCUGGCGGACCGGCCGGGGCGGGGCUCCGCGGCGCGCGGGGUGCGCGCGGCAUUAUGAGGGCGAGACGUUUGGGAGCCCGCUGGUCGCGGGCCGAACGUCAACGAGUUGUGUUACUUGUUAUGGGGCGAGGUGUUGGAAUAUAGUAGUAUCGGAUGUG
This is a messenger RNA of Pollicipes pollicipes, 30156 nucleotides long. RefSeq names its product titin. NCBI's taxonomy places the organism in Eukaryota, Metazoa, Arthropoda, Thecostraca, Pollicipedomorpha, Pollicipedidae. The record is from RefSeq and is a predicted model, not a curated record. Gene Ontology annotation, molecular function: protein binding.